AUGGGCAAGAAACGUUGCCACUACAUCCACGACCGGCUCUACAACUUCAACAACACCGAUAAGCCUGAUGAGUGCAUGGACCCCUCCCUCGUCGCCGAGCUCAGAAAGACAUGCACACCGAACACUACUGGCUCCAGAAUCUCUAACGAGACCGUCUAUCUCAACCCGACCUCAGGUAGCAGCAACCACUCAUUCCAGAGCUCCUACUUCGACCACGUCCUCAAGAACCGCGGUGUCCUCCGCAUCGACCAGCAGAUGAUCACCAUAAUGGACGGGAUUAGGAUUGCCAACGAGUUUGCGAACGGGUUUGAGGAUUUCAAGAGGUACUUCGCCCUAGGGAUGGCGAGGCUGGGGAGUUUGGGGGUGCUUACGGGGAAGUAG
Molecule: messenger RNA, 381 nt
Organism: Asparagus officinalis (garden asparagus)
Lineage: Eukaryota; Viridiplantae; Streptophyta; Magnoliopsida; Asparagales; Asparagaceae
Product: probable peroxidase 61
Exons: 1
Coding region: 1-381 (126 amino acids)
Biological process (GO): response to oxidative stress
Cellular component (GO): plant-type cell wall; plasmodesma
Molecular function (GO): peroxidase activity; heme binding
Source: RefSeq, a predicted model, not a curated record